AUGACAGAAUCUCAGAAACUCAGAAUCGCAGAAUCUCCGAAUCGCAGAAUCUCAGAAUGGCAGAAUCUAAGAAUCUCAGAAUCUCAGAAUCUCAGAAUUUCAAAAUCUCAGAAUCUCAGAAUCUCAGAUUCUCAGAAUCUCAGAAUCUCAGAAUUUCAGAAUCUCAGUAUUUCAGAAUCUCAGAAUCUCAGAAUCUCAGGAUUUCAGAAAAUCUCAGAAUCUCAGAAUAUCAGAAUCUCAGAAUCUCAGAAUCUCAGAAUACCAGAAUCUCAGAAUCGCAGAAUCUCAGAAUCUCAGAAUCGUAGAAUCGCAGAAUCUCAGAAUCGCAGAAUCUCAGAAUCGCAGAAUCUCAGAAUCGCAGAAUCUCAGAAUACCAGAAUCUCAGAAUCGCAGAAUCUCAGAAUAGCAGAAUCUCAGAAUAGCAGAAUCUCAGAAUCUCAGAAUCGUAGAAUCGCAGAAUCUCAGAAUCGCAGAAUCUCAGAAUCGCAGAAUCUCAGAAUCGCAGAAUCUCAGAAUACCAGAAUCUCAGAAUCGCAGAAUCUCAGAAUAGCAGAAUCUCAGAAUAGCAGAAUCUCAGAAUGCCAGAAUCUCAGAAUCGCAGAAUCUCAGAAUCUCAGGAUCUCAAAAUCUCAGAAUCUCAGAAUCGCAGAAUCUCAGAAUACCAGAAUCUCAGAAUCGCAGAAUCUCAGAAUAGCAGAAUCUCAGAAUAGCAGAAUCUCAGAAUGCCAGAAUCUCAGAAUCGCAGAAUCUCAGAAUCUCAGGAUCUCAAAAUCUCAGAAUCUCAGAAUCGCAGAAUCUCAGAAUACCAGAAUCUCAGAAUACCAGAAUCUCAGAAUCGCAGAAUCUCAGAAUAGCAGAAUCUCAGAAUCGCAGAAUUUCAGAAUGCCAGAAUCUCAGAAUCGCAGAAUCUCAGAAUCUCAGGAUCUCAAAAUCUCAGAAUCUUUCUCUCAAAAAUUUCAAAAAUCCUAG
Messenger RNA from Caenorhabditis briggsae, 969 nucleotides. NCBI's taxonomy places the organism in Eukaryota, Metazoa, Nematoda, Chromadorea, Rhabditida, Rhabditidae. Bases 1 to 969 code for a protein of 322 amino acids. The transcript has 2 exons. The record is from RefSeq and is a predicted model, not a curated record.